UGACGCACCAAUCGUUUUACAACACCUUGACCUUCAAGUGCUCAGCAACCUCCAUCAGUGGACGAUACCCUUGAAGCGUUGCCGUUUCUUGUAACAGGGUUGGUUACCUACUUGGAGUUACGAUCCCAAGUUUUUCUUAAUUUAAGGCUUGUGUUAUUGCUGUCUAUUACUUUCCUUUGUCAAUGUAAGUGUGUUGUUAACGCUUAAUGAGUAGUCGGCCCACUUUUUCCUCUUUUCCACAUCUCUUCAUUCUAUCCCAAGCUGCCAAUUUUGUAGAAAAUUUGGCACAUUUUGGGGAAAUUUUGGAGAAGCCGCUAUAGUAAAUUUUGGGGAAAUGGCACAAAAACCACAGAAUUUCCCCAGACCUGGGGAAAUCCCCAAAGUUGGGAGCUUGGGAGUGCACAAUGUACCUUCUGGUUAAACCUGAACCACUACAGUGUCAGGCGUUCGGGGUUUCAUUUUGUCAACUUCUAGUCCUAAUAAUCAGAUUAUUUUCACCACGUACUAAGGGCAUUCUAUGAGCUCUCUGAGCUGUGGGCUCGCUUUAUCAGUGAUGAAGAACUAGUUUCCCCUUAUUCCUAAAUUCUGCUUCUAACUUCUGAUUCUGACUCCCCACACUAAUUUAUUGCUAAAUUUUUAUACUUGUCAAUGACUAGUUUGUCAAGGGCAUUGUAGUGUAUUCUGAAGGUCCCCCAUUGGUCGUAUAGCUCGCAAAUCAUCUGUGUAGUUAUUUGUGGGUCGGGGAAAUAUAAGAUACCGGGGUGGUAAUUUUGCACACCUAGUUGGUUAAGUGAGCUGAAAGACCACUCAACUAUUCAUUGUUUACUAGUAGCUCGAUAUACACUUGAUAUUAUUUAUACUCAGCUUCAUAUUAAGUUGAAGAACCCACAGAUACAGUAUUAUGCAAAAAUAGAUGACAUAAUACUUAGUACGUAUUAACAUUGGAUCAGACUUCACCCAUGACAUCAACAUAAUGGGAAAUCUACAGAAAGAUUAAACUAACAUGAUUGGACACUGCAAUGAUGAGAAAGGUUUGUAGUUCGGAUGGAUGCUUUUGAUUGUGUUAUGGUCUCUGAGCUUGGUGACUGUUACUAAGUCUUCAUUUUCGUUCUGGUCAUCAUCCAUACUUCUACGUGUGAGAGUGUAUUUCUCUUUCUGUCAUCUCAAGUGAGUCAGUCAUAGUUUCUUUAGUUUUGCGGAUCAAUAGUGUUUCUAUUUUAGUAUUGUGUUCUGAUAAAAAAAUCCAAGGUACCAGAUAUUUUCAUCAUAUCUCUCGAGCAACAAAAGUAUGGAUACCUUAAACAACUUAUAACACUGCUACUUAAGCUUUUGUCUUGCAUUUCUUUUCGUUGUGUGAGGUUAUUAAGUAUAGUUUACGCUUAAAGUGAUUAUUUCUUGACCGUUUUAACUUUUAAUUUAAAAACCACUCGUUCUAGAUGAAUAAGGUUAUGUACAAUCCAGGACGUAUUCAACUGUUCAAUCUACUGAACGGAAUAUUAUGCGUUUAUAAAUCACCUGGGUUGAAUGUUGAAAAAUUAACCAGAAAUGUGAAAUGCUCUUUGGCAGAUGGUUUGUCACUUUAUAUAAAAUCACAUGUUUUUUUCCUAAUAGCUUUUAAUUCACUUCCAGCUGAGAAACAGUCUAUCAGAACGAUCAUUCAGACAUCCGGUGAUGUCAACUGUACUCUACCAAAAAUAAUUACAGAACCUGAUAUUGUUGAUAGUGAUCUUGUAUUGGGUAAACGUUUUCUUCCAGGAGAUAUUAUGUUAUAUCCCAUUGAUCCCCUUAGUGAUUUUAUGUCUGGUGUGCAAGUCUAUGGUAUUGGAGAAGAUGGUAUUUACAAUUAUGCUGAUAAGUUCGAACAAUCUUCUUGGCUUAAAACCUAUCACUUAACAUGCAUGAUGGGACGUGCAUCAACUGAUGGAACAGCCAAUAGUACAACAUUAUUAAGAGCUUCAUGGAGACAUGUUCAAAAAUGCAAAAUAGAUCAGGUUCUUGUUGGACUACAAGCUCAAUUCAAUGCUUCUGGAUUAUUACAAGCAGGACUUCGUCCUAAUUCACAAAAUGCAUAUCUAGCACUGUGUGGUCGUAGAGCUGGCAGUGAUCUUCGUCCGGUAAAACCCACACACGGCGUAGAAGAUUAUGAAGGAGAGGAACAGUUACUUUCACCAUGGGAACGUCCAAUGCCAGAUGAAAAUCGAAAUCCCGAAACACUACCUAGUCGUAAGUAUGAGUGGGAAGAAGAAAGAAGACAAAUGGCACCUUAUGUAAAUGCGAUGUGUUGUGUGGAUUUUGAUCCUCCGUUUUUUACAAUUGAAAUUCAAGUUACACAUGAAACAUUGAAGUUUUUCACUGAUUUAGUUGCUAAUCUUGGUCCAAAAUUACGUACAGCUACUUUAUUAUCAAAAGUUAGACGAGUUAGACAUGGACCAAUCACAGCGGAAAAUUCAUUACUUAUGAAACAUUUACAUAAUAUACCUAUUGAAUUUUAUCAUGAAUUUAUUCAAUGUAUCAAUGAUCUAUUAAUACAAUAUAAAAAACAUGAUAAAAAUUUAUCUCUACCAUUAGAAAUGGAUUUUAUAGAAGAUUUGAACUUAUUAAAACAUUUAAUGAAUCGUACACAAGGUAAAUAUGGUUAUCAUGUAUUUGAGAAUUUGUUUCAAUGUAAUCAAUUAUAUUCAAUAGGAUUUGAUUGUACUAAACAAUAUAAAUAUCGUAUGAUUCCAAUAAAUUCUUAAUUAUUAUUGAUGAUUAUUAUUUGUAUAUUCCUACAAUGUGUACAUAAUGUUUCAAUAUAUUAAUUGUAUAUAAAUUUUAUGUAUUAUAACUUUCUGUUUAUGAAAAUCAUCAUUAAAAAAAAUGUUUUGUAAACCUUUGUACGAAAUGAUUAUAUUAUGUUAGGUAAACUCACUUUGAGGGUCUUUUGCUUGUUUAUCAGUCCUAC
Schistosoma mattheei is the source of this 2944-nucleotide messenger RNA. The record is from the annotation of a GenBank genome assembly. NCBI's taxonomy places the organism in Eukaryota, Metazoa, Platyhelminthes, Trematoda, Strigeidida, Schistosomatidae.